AUGCUGGACCGAUUUCGUUCAAGACAAAUGCCCUCUUCCACAUCCCUCCUCCAACGAUUUCACACGAUGUUCAAGCGCCGAGGACAACCCACUAACCAGAGCGAAAAAAAACCGCAUUCCUCGGCCCUAGCUAUCCAAUCAAAUGGGUGGAAUAUACCACUUCCCCCAGAUCUAAUGUAUCACAUCAUUGACACCUACCUCGCCACAUCCGCUAUCAUAGCUUUGUGCAUUGCCUUCCCAGUUCUCCGGUCAUUUUGUCACCCCCAACCAUACCGACACAUUACUGUCUACAUUCAUAAAGCCUGGUUACCCUCUCAAAAACUUUUCAUUAGGAUUGAAUUAUCCGAAUGUCCUCCUACCCUAGAGCAAGACAACUCCAUAUCCCUUUCGACUCUAGAUGACUUAGGCUAUGCUGGCACGGAAAAAGCGCGCGGCGUCCUUUCCUUGGUUAGCGAUCUAACCCAUGAUCUAACAUCGAUCCAUCUGGACAUCACAGUAAAAUGGAACGAACUUGAUAAAUACGUGAAAGUCUACAUCUUCGCUCUUCUGCAACGCAGCGGCUUACGCUCAGCCACGCUGAAAAGCUUCGACUUUCCCGUAAACCUAUUGGGUGUGGUGCAGAAUCUCAAGACACUCGACGUGGAUACGUCUUUGGGGUGUCCUGACAAUGUUUAUCCGCCGGGAGAAAGAGGAAAGGUGUACGUCGAAGAAGUUCGUCUCCGUGGCGGUCUCCAACAUUGCCUCAUCGGCCCCAGAACACCGUUUAAUUGGUCUAAGUUGAGAGCGAUUGAGUACUACGGAUAUCGGGGUAACCUGCAAGAGUUACUUGAGUUGUGUUCCUCCUCUCUUCAAGUACUAGAACUUGCAAUCUAUGGUGAAGAUGAAUAUAUCGACCUCGGCGUUCUUGCCGACCUACGUCAUCUCACUUUAUCCAUAAGUCUUACCAAUAGUAAUGAACAGGCAAUGUAUGCCAAUCCUGGAACCCACUCCUCAAUCAUGCCGUUCAGGUGGGUCCCCUACAUGUUGGCGUCCUGCAACGAGCACAACGCUGUGGAAAAGAUUGUCCUUAUACUGAGUACGGUAGACCGUCAAGAUUUAAGACGGUGUGACUGGCGCUCCGUGGACAAAAUCUUCGAGAGGGAGGGGACGUGGAUGUCGUUGAAGGAGGUGCUGGUCGUGAAUUGUAAUUUCGAUGAACAUUGCACCUAUCGCGAACUGCAACCAGAUCAGUUGGAGUAUAUUGAAGCUAGUCCGACGCCUUGUCUUCAGGCAAGGGAGGUAAUAAAUUGGCGUCAAUACGUUAAAGAUAUCAUGUAA
Molecule: messenger RNA, 1317 nt
Organism: Laccaria bicolor S238N-H82
Lineage: Eukaryota; Fungi; Basidiomycota; Agaricomycetes; Agaricales; Hydnangiaceae
Exons: 2
Coding region: 1-1317 (438 amino acids)
Source: RefSeq, a predicted model, not a curated record